Aspergillus clavatus NRRL 1 is the source of this 318-nucleotide messenger RNA. RefSeq names its product mating alpha-pheromone PpgA. NCBI's taxonomy places the organism in Eukaryota, Fungi, Ascomycota, Eurotiomycetes, Eurotiales, Aspergillaceae. The transcript has a single exon. The coding region runs from base 1 to 318 and encodes 105 amino acids. The record is from RefSeq and is a predicted model, not a curated record.
AUGAAGCUCCUCUCCGUCGUCCUCGCUACUCUCGCCGCCACCACUGUCCAGGCAGGUGCUAUGGCCCAGUGGUGUGAACUCCCUGGCCAGGGCUGCUACAUGAUCAAGCGCGCUGCCGAAGCCUCGGGUGAAGUCAAGCGUUCGGCCAGUGCUGUGGCUGAUGCCGUUGCGGAAGCCUUCCCGGAUGCCGCCCUGUGGUGCGAAUUGCCCGGCCAGGGUUGCCACAAGGUCAAGCGUGCUGCUGAAGCCGCUGAGGAAGUGAAGCGCUCUGCCGAUGCCUUUGCGGAGGCUAUGGCUGCUCUUGAGCAUCUGGAGUAA